Molecule: messenger RNA, 1132 nt
Organism: Mercenaria mercenaria
Lineage: Eukaryota; Metazoa; Mollusca; Bivalvia; Venerida; Veneridae
Product: apoptosis-inducing factor 1, mitochondrial-like
Exons: 8
Coding region: 1-879 (292 amino acids)
Biological process (GO): apoptotic process; mitochondrial respiratory chain complex assembly
Cellular component (GO): cytoplasm; mitochondrion
Molecular function (GO): NAD(P)H oxidase H2O2-forming activity; FAD binding; protein dimerization activity
Source: RefSeq, a predicted model, not a curated record
AUGGUACUUGGCAUGAGUGCUUGUAAGUUUGUGAUCAAGUCUACGGCUGCCUCAGAGGUGGUGAUAGAGUUGGCCAAAUUUUCUGAAGGAAUUGAUACUGUAACUGGUGUCAGUAUAAAAUCUGCAGUAUAUGAGAACGGUAAAGUGAGGUUAGGGCUCAACAAUGGAAAGCAUGUAGAAGUAGAUCAUGUGGUGGUUGCUGUUGGUAUAGAACCAAACACAGAUCUAGCUGACAGUGGUAACCUAGAGCUGGAUGAUAAAUUUGGAGGAUUCCGAGUCAAUACAGAACUCCAGGCACGGUCUGACAUAUGGGCUGCAGGAGACUGUGCAUCAUUUUAUGAUAUAAAACUUGGUAGACGGCGAGUGGAGCACUUUGAUCAUGCCUCAGUAACUGGUAGAUUGGCAGGUUUCAACAUGGCAGGAGAAAAUAGACCUUACCAGCAUCAGUCUAUGUUCUGGUCUACUCUGGGAGGAAUUGUGGACUAUGAAGCAGUGGGUUUGGUUGAUUCCAGAUUACAGACUUUCUCAGCUUUUAGAAAAACAUCUCCUGAGGAGGAUUCCAUUGAAAAAGAAGACAAUGCUAAAAGUCAGUCAAAACGAAAUGUAGAUACAGACAAUUCAAAAUCCACUGGGUCCAAGAAGUCUCAGCCAACUGCUAAACCUGUAGAAAAAACACAAAAUUCAGAACAAGAUGACUACAAUAAUGGUGUUAUAUUUUACCUGAGAGAUGGAGAGGUUGUUGGUGUGGUCCUGUGGAACCUGGCUGGCUUUAUGGGAGAUCCGUCACGUCUUGAUAUAGCACGACAGGUGAUAGCUGAUGGAGCUAAAGGAAAAGACUUAACAGAAGUUGCAAAAUUAUUUAAUGUUUAUGCAAAUUGAUAGAAAGUGUAUCUAUGUGACAUUGCAUUAAGUUCUGUGUGAAUUUGAGGGUCUAAGUUCCAGUUGUCAGAAUCCAGAACAUUUAUACAUAUAUUACAUAUGUAUAUCUGUAAAGUUAGAGAGUAUAUAUUGUUAGAGAUAAGCACUUUGUGUGGAUGAAGUAUUCUGGUACAGAAACAUUACAAGCAGGUCAUUAUGUAUGUUGAAAUGUUAGCCGUGUAGUUAGAUGGCAUUAAAAAUGAAACCACUGCAA